Molecule: messenger RNA, 1844 nt
Organism: Umbelopsis ramanniana AG
Lineage: Eukaryota; Fungi; Mucoromycota; Umbelopsidomycetes; Umbelopsidales; Umbelopsidaceae
Exons: 4
Coding region: 131-1684 (517 amino acids)
Biological process (GO): potassium ion transmembrane transport
Cellular component (GO): plasma membrane
Molecular function (GO): potassium ion transmembrane transporter activity
Source: RefSeq, a predicted model, not a curated record
GUUUUUUUCUUGCUCCUUCUCUUUCCACUUGAAAACUCCCUCCCUUCCUCUCCUUUCACUCUUUGUCGUACUUCUUUUCCGAGCCUCUAAUACCCUUGUGUGAAUAAUAUAUAUAUAUCGACUUGGAGCCAUGGCAAAGAAGUCUGGCAAUAAGAAGCUUAAAACCAAUAGCUUUAUGCUUUUGGAAAAGGGGCCAAAAUGGAAAAGAGAGCAAGUUUCUGAUCACAAAUUCGACUUUAUCGACAUAGAAGAAUUUUAUGACCCAAGCUGCUGGACAAAGACGAAAUAUAUGAUGAUUUUCCUUAGUGUCAUCAAGUCUACCUUAACAUAUCUUGCCGAUUUGUGGACUGCCGGCAUUUUGCUUAGUUCAGUGGAUCCACAAAUGAUUUACAAAAUCAGUCCAACAGCCAGUAAAUGGAUUUACGUUGGCUGUAUCGCUCUUUCCUUUUUACUCCUUGCUCUGGAUAUUCGAAAAGCCAGAUUGGUCAUUGCAUCGCGCGACAUCUCGUAUGCACUCACUUCUAUUACCGCAUAUCGUUACUACUCAAUCAAGAGUUACCCUCACUACUGCUUAUUCGAUAAGAUUCAAGCUUCAAAGAAGACCACCGACGAUUUUGCAUUCUUUGUUUUCUUCACAUUAAAAGGAUGGAAACGCCUUUUAUUCGCUGAAGGUCCACGUCAAGUGGUCGCUAUUAUCACUGUCGAAACGAUUCUAUACAACGUGUGGACAACAAAUGGCACACAGGCUUUCCAAUUCAAAACAAAGCUGAGCGAUUAUGGCCUUACCACAACUACUCAAAUGCAGUUGAUUCUCAUGACGUUCACCUCCUUACUCUGGGUGUUUUCGAUGAUAUUAAUGUUCAUUGCUGCAAUCAUCUAUAUUCCACUACUUUGUCAUAUUAAGGGCAAUUUGAAGGAAUAUGUUUGCCACAAGAUUGACAAGAGAAUUGCACAGCUCUUGAAGAAGCAGAUUCGUAAAAGAAUGGAACAGCGUGGACAGAAACCUGCCAAUGGUGCUAAAGGCGUAGCUGCUGCGCCGAUCGCUCGACCUACAUUACCUGUCCUUGAUGAGACAGAUAUCUCGGAAAAAACACCUUACAACGAGUACAUGAGAACUCCGCAUAUGGCCACCAAAUCACCACCUCCAGUUUAUCACACACCGUAUUCAGAAUAUAAUACUUCCUCACCGUAUCAACAACAAUACGAUGACCAGUAUUAUCACGCAGACAGUGGCUACAACCAGCAGAACCCUGGCUAUCACCAUCAGUAUGAGCAAGAAGCUAGUUAUCACAAUGGCGGUGGUGACAUGCGUGGCGGUGACAUGCGUGGAAUGGAUCAAUAUCAAUAUACUGGUGAAGAUAGAUAUUAUGACGACCGUAAUUACUAUCAACACCAUCAAGCAGAACAGCGUUCUACUGGUGGUGGUGAAGCUUACGCCAUGACCACAUACCAUACCAGUCCCAAACCUGCAUCAGCUCCAGUGCUUUACAACGAGGUGCCUGCCCCUCAAGCCUAUACUAUGGAAAAUCACACUUACUUUGAGCCUCAUGAUGUACGAGCGAGAUCGCUGGCCGACUCGUCUCACACUUCGCCACGCCAGCAGUAUGCCGCUGCCACGCCAACUUUGCCCACCACCCGUCUACCUCGCGGCACACAAAACUCCUCGCCUGGCAAUUAUUUCUAAAGGUAUCUUUGACCAUUUCGCGAGCCCGAAGCAGCUUGUUCUCUUUCAUUUCAUACAAUUUUGAAGAUUGUCUAUACAACCUUCCACAUUCCUAUCCCUGUAACAUUUAAUUUUGAUCAAGUAACGAAAAUAAAAAUGUGUGGAUAACAUGUAUUCAAAA